Colias croceus (clouded yellow) is the source of this 933-nucleotide messenger RNA. RefSeq names its product tetraspanin-2A (gene Tsp2A). Gene Ontology annotation, cellular component: membrane. The coding region runs from base 63 to 812 and encodes 249 amino acids. Lineage: Eukaryota; Metazoa; Arthropoda; Insecta; Lepidoptera; Pieridae. The record is from RefSeq and is a predicted model, not a curated record. The transcript is spliced from 5 exons.
GAUAACACAGUUACCAUUCUGGUGUGUGUGAGUGUGGUCAAGUUUUAGUGCAGUGAAAAGUGAUGGCUGGUCUAGGAAGAGGCGACGGCCAAGGGCCGGGCGUGGGUAAACUGGAAUCCCAAAUAUAUUGCAUCAAGUACACUCUGUUCUGCUUCAACGUUGUAUUGUGGCUCUUCGGGCUCUCCAUAUUCGCUCUAUGUCUAUGGAUAUGCAUAGAGCCAGGGUUCAACGAGUGGAUGAGGAUACUGGAGCUGCAGAAAUACUUCAUCGGCAUUUACAUAAUUCUGAUAGCGUCCCUCGGAAUCAUGGUGGUCGCUUUCCUCGGUUGCGGAUCGGCUCUAAUGGAAAAUGUUAAGCUUUUAUACGCGUUCAUAGCAUCCCAAAUAGCUCUAUUCGUCUUUGGUCUGGUGGGAGCCUGCGUGGUGCUGGACUUCUCUACUUACGAUUCAAGUAUCCAGCCUCUUAUCAAGGAAGUGAUUGUGAGACUCAUCAAUAACCCACAGCAUGAAGGCAGUCGGGAAAUCUUAAGGAUGGUACAGGAAGGUAUCGGCUGUUGCGGCGCAGACGGCCCCAUGGACUUCAUAAACCUGAACAAGCCUCUGCCCUCAGAGUGCCGCGACUCAGUGACUGGUAAUGCGUACUUCCAUGGCUGCGUGGAUGAACUCACGUGGUUCCUCGAGGGCAAGACUAGCUGGCUGGCUGGUAUCGUCCUCGCGUCGUGCAUGAUUAAUGUUAUAAACUCCGUAAUGUCUCUCGUCCUUAUCCAAGCAGUGAAGAAGGAAGAAGAGGAAUCUAUAUCAUAUAAGAAUUAAUUCGAUACAUUAGCAUAAGAACUAUUUUUAGUGUUUUAUGAAAUUUUCAUAUUAUUUUAUUGACAAACAUUUAAUAACCACCGUUUUUUAAUUAAGUUCCAUUUAUAUGUAACAUUUGAAA